AUGGCGCCCCCGGCCCACAACAACCUCAGCUCGACUCAGCCACCGGAAAGUGGCGCCGUGACGUCACGGGAGCGUCCGGGCCACCCGGCCGGAAGCGCGGCGCGGGUGCGCCGAGCAGUUGCUAUGGGAACCGAACUGCCGCCUGGGAGCUGUGUCUUGCUGUAUUUCCGGAUCUUGGGUAUUGGGAAGAGGUUGGGGCUUCCAAACCCCUGGAAGACGACGGCUGGGGACCGAGUAACAGAGCUCUCAACUCUCAACAUCAGCAAGAUGCUAAGCUACCUCUUCCUCAUGAAGGCACUUCUUACUCUCAGCUCCCUGGCAUCCUGGGUAACUGCGGGACAGAACGAAUUAAGUGAUGGAUGUCCUGCUGACCCUCUUCCAUGUGAGGAGCUGUGUGAUGGGGACACAUCCUGUCCCCAGGGACGCAAAUGCUGCAGCACUGGUUGUGGCCACGCCUGCCGAGACAUUCAGGGAGGGCGGGAUGGUCAUUGCCCCAGAAUCCUGGUGGGCCUCUGUAUUGUCAACUGCGUGGUGGAUGAGAACUGUCAACCGGGGGAGAAGUGCUGUAAGUCAGGCUGUGGCCGAUUCUGCAUCCCCUCUCUCCAGUCCCUCAAACAGUCCACAGACUUCAACGAGACCAAUGGGUCUAAUUCUGAACUGGAGACUCGAGUACCCUAACUGUUCUGGCUUGCCUGAAGCUCCAGGAAUCUUCUGGAAGCCAAGAAGGGGUGAUGUCCUGGGACUUGUGACACUUCCAUUGAUAUCAGGCCUUCUCUUUGCUUCUACUGCUGCUUGGAGCACUUGGAACAGCCCUGGGGACAGGUGCUUCUCUUUCAAUAAAAUAGUGGCAUGGA
Messenger RNA from Mesocricetus auratus (golden hamster), 854 nucleotides. RefSeq names its product WAP four-disulfide core domain 3 (gene Wfdc3). Gene Ontology annotation, biological process: innate immune response; antibacterial humoral response. The record is from RefSeq and is a predicted model, not a curated record. Gene Ontology annotation, molecular function: peptidase inhibitor activity. The transcript is spliced from 5 exons. Lineage: Eukaryota; Metazoa; Chordata; Mammalia; Rodentia; Cricetidae. Gene Ontology annotation, cellular component: extracellular region. Bases 1 to 678 code for a protein of 225 amino acids.